Molecule: messenger RNA, 1056 nt
Organism: Prorocentrum cordatum
Lineage: Eukaryota; Dinophyceae; Prorocentrales; Prorocentraceae
Source: the annotation of a GenBank genome assembly
AGAGUGUGUUCGGCUCGAAUGCGCAUCCACCCCACCUCUCGGCUGUGUCAUGGCCGGCGGCGCAGGCGACGAGGGCAUUUUGCGGGCUUGGGCGUCCGACGGUAGCGGCAAGUUCGACCGAGCCGAAAUAGCGCACCUGGGCCCCAGGCUUGGCCGCGGGCUGGUGGCGCGGCAGGCGAUCGGGGCAGGCGAGGUGGUGCUCCGAGACAAGCCCGCUGGUGGCGAUGCAGCACGUCUUCUCCGAGCGCCUCACGCCCUGCUGCGCGCGCUGCCUCGCGCCCGCGGGCGGCCUCGAGGAGCUCCUUUCGCGGCUCCUCGCCAACGGCGCCCGGCCGCUGGCCGCCUUCCCGGAGGUCGCCGAGCACCCCAUGCGGACGCCCGGGUGGCCGGGGCACGGGCCUGGCCCUGCGGCGCCGCGGCUUGCGGGGCCCUCUUCUGCUCGCUGGCCUGCCGGGAGCAGGAGCUCGCCCGCGGGCCCCACCGCGUGCUCUGCGCGGAGAUGGGCGGCGAGCGGCGGCGGCACUGGGACCGCUUCCGGGCGCACGCGAGGCGGCACCACGAGAACUUCUUGUUGGCGGCCCAGGCCCUGGCCUGGGCGAUCUGCCAGGUCGCGUACCUCGGCGUGCCCGCGGAGCACGCGAAGGCGGAGCUCCUUCCCUGGCGCGCGCUCCCUGGCACCUGCUGCCCGCCUCGGCCCGGCGUCCCGCGGAGGGAGGCGGGCGUGCCAUGGACCGCCUGGCGGUGCUGCGGGAGUCGCUGCACCUGCUCUCGCAGGCGCUGCUUCCUGCCUACGCGGAGUCGGCGCGCGGAAUCGGGUCGUUGUUCGAGGAGGCGUUCUACUCCGAGCUGCUCGGGGAGUUCGACCUCGUGAACGUUAGCCUGGAGUACGAGCACCCGCUGGGCGCGGUCCUCCGCGCGGCGCUCGAGGACCCGCGGCACGAGCUGCACGGCCUCGCGCUGGCCUGCGGCAGCUCGGGCCUGCUGGCCCAGGUGCGGCGCAUCGCUCGGGGGCCACAUGCGAGCCCUACCCUUGUGGAGGACGAUAAUCAGAGCCCC